GCUUGAUAAUCAGAUAGAAACGAAAAAAAUGCUCUGCGAAGCGAGAAAAAUCCACGUGGACUUCGGCGAGGUAGAAACGGGCGCCACAACUGUCAAGUGGCUGGAGAUAGUUAACGAAAGUUGCAUCGAGCAAAUUUACGAGGCUCGAAGAGAUGCGUCUACCAAUCCGCUGGAUCACGUAUUUGAAUUGUGUAGCUACUCUUGGUCUUUACUUCCUGGCCAGACAUACAAAUGCAAAAUAUACUAUCGGCCAUUCAUGCCAUUCACCGUAAACGUAGAUUACUUUACGAUUGUGGAUUCAGCUGGCAAACGCGCGGAAAUCCAAGUCCGCGGAAGGUGCAUUUUUGGACCCAUGGUCUCCUCGUCUGCCACAAGAUUAAUCAUGAUGUGUACGAACGAGAAUCGCGAGGUGAAGAAGCGGAUUAGGCUCGUCAAUGAUUCAAAAGCCACGGCGACUUUCAUGUUUGACAUCGACUCGCUUCGGAGGCCGUUUGAAGCAAAUCCGCGGCACGGACACAUCGAGCCCUGUUCUCACAAAUUCGUAACAAUUACUUUUGCACCACGAGAAAGCGGGAUCUACGCGUGCUAUUUUCCGUGCUUAAUCCUGAAUCACAAACCGAUUAUCAUAGAAUUAUACGGCUAUUGCACAGCGUUGCGUAAAACGAGAGAGAGAGAGAGCACGCAGAUCCGUUUUAAUUAUCCUACGAGGUUGAAAAAUGGCUUCGAAGGAUACACAAGUGAUACUGUUGUCGCCACGCAAAAUCUUCCUGCGGUUUCUUCAUCGAAAAAUUGUAUCGACUUCGGUCAGGCCGACGUAGAGGCGGAAAAUGCUGAGCGAAAAAUUCCGGAAACCCUGUGUCUUACUAAUCAUAGCCAGUCCGAUGUAUUAAUUAAAUGGGACCAAGAUGUUGAAGGAAUUUUCAAUAUAACACCCACCAUCACGAGAAUACCGGCGAGCCAGACGGCUCUGUUUGAAGUCGCGUUUAAUCCCAACCGAACAAGCAGUUUCUUUGCGAGAGACCUCGUUGGAGAUGUUUUUGUCAAGCGGCAAGAAGACCGCUUUGAAGAAGAAACUCUGACAUUCCCUGCAAUCACAUCCGUGCGGCUAAUAGGUCAUUCCUUUCCCGUUUGCUCCGAUGGUUGGAUUCCUCAGUACGAGGUACCUCACGUAGUUAAGAUGCCUCCUUGUGUACCCUCAUCGCCGACAUACGCCACGUUUCUAAUACGAAGAUACGGGCAUUUACUGCUAAUGUAUCGCUUUGUACCGCCAGCAUCGAGCCACUUUAUCGUGAAGCCGAUGAUGGGCAUAAUUCAUCAAGAUUAUCAUAUCAUUGUAGUUGGCAUGUUACCCGGAAACGACGAUAAACGCGUUUAUAUGGAACGUUGGGCGAUACGUUUCAAUGGAAAUAUGAAAUCGGAAUGUUUCAUAGAUUUUCAGGGAUACACGGAAUAUGCGAGUGUCAGUUUUAGUGAUCGGAAUACCGUGAGUUUCGCGCCGACGUUUCCAGGCUGUCAAAGCCUGCAGCAAUUUUAUAUGCGAAACAUCACUCGACAUGUAAUAAAUUAUGAAUUCAUUAAUGUGAAACCUGAACUUCAAAUACGAUAUGGAAAUGGCAAAAUUUACUCGAACGAUAUAAUUACCCACGAAUGGUUAUUUUGUCCUACAACACUUGGAGAUUACGAGUUUGACAUAAACUGCAUAUUGAUCGUAUUAAAAGAUGGAACUCCCGUUGGCCCUAGCGUCUGCAUAACAUUACAUGUAACAGGAAAAUGUGAAUCUGGUGUUCUUAUGUCAGCGCCGGAUGAAUUAAAUUUUGGAAUUCAGGCAUACAAAGAUACGAAAGAAUUAAGUUUUCACGUAUUUAACUUGAGUCCUGUAAACAUCUAUUACAAAAUGACAUGUAGUCAUUGCAAUUGGCCAAUUGGGAAUAUAAAACGUGAUGUAAAAAUACAUCCGACUGCGGACACCGUUGUUGUCGGAGAAGAUAAAAUUAUUACUGUUCUUAUUACACCUACUACUCCGGGAUUUUACGAAUUUUUCAUUCAGUAUUUUGUGAGGAUAAGUUCUGAUGUAAACACAGAUCUAAUUCCGAAUCAGAUUCCGAGGAAUAUCUGUAAAGUGCGUUGUUUAUGUGUAUUGCCUACUUUGAAGGUAACCGAUUUGCAAUAUUAUGGAUCUUACCCAGACGUGAGCAAAGCUUUUCUUUGGAAGCUGAUGAAAAUAAACACGCUCAAUAUAUUAUUCAGAGAUUUACAACCAGGAACAUCGCAAACGUUUUACAUAAAUUUCCCAGCAAUGGUUUUACAUAGUCCGAAGGUUAUUGUAAAAUUACUUCUAAUAAACAUAACUGCAGUGAAUGCUUCGUGGAAUAUAAAAAAAGUGCAGCUCUGUUCUUGUCGGCCAGUUGUAAACACUCAAGGUUGUCUCAAAUUUCAACGUGCAAAAUACGAUUGCUUGCAUAGGAAAAUGUGUUCUAUACAGCCAAAAACGGGAAAUAUUAAACCAAGAGAAGAGAUCUGGAUAACACUAGAGCUGCGUUAUUUAUUGUUAGGCCAGACCGAGACAAAGUGGGACUUAGACCUCGGAGAUAAUCGUCACAUUUUUUUUAUUAUGAUAAUUGAAUGUUUAUCUGAUUCUGAUAAAAAGCUCCAGCUUUUAAACGGCACGCAUUUCAAAUUCCAACAUGUUUAUUUUGGAGAAAAAGAUCCUAUCUACCAGGUUGUUUAGUUGUAUUUAAAUAUACAAUACAUCCAUAACGUGAAAAUUUUUCAGGUGUGUUGGGUACAUAAUAGUACAAAUCACAGCAUCCCGUUUUCUAUAAAUCUAAGAACGAUGUACGAAAUAAAUCAGGAAUACUGCUAUAAAGUUUUUUCCUGUGUCACUCCACAUGCAAUCGCGAAUCCGCAAACUUUCGUCCCGAUCCUUUUAAAAUUUCAGCCAAGGAAAUUCGGCAUAUUUAAAGGAAAGUUGCGUUUGACUUUGGGUGACAGAGAAGAAGAACUGACACUCGAAGGUGAAUCCUCCUUGCCACAUAAACCAGCAACAAUUAGAGAAUAUAUUCCAUGCGAACACAGUUUCGAAGAUGAUGAGAAUAUUCCCAUAUACUUUAGUACUGACUGUAUAAAUAUUUCUCACAUAGCUACGCACAGCCAUGUGGUUAAGAUGAUUAUGAUACAUAAUAAUUUGGUGCAAGACGUACUCGCCUAUGAAUGGAAAAGACGUGAGACAUCUGAAAUAAUUCACGUGGAAAUUUAUCCGCCAAAAGGCUUGAUAAAGCCAAUGUCCGUCAAAAGCUUCCGUGUAACUAUAUAUACUAAAGGAUACCCUUGCAUAAUUGAUAUUGAUAUACCAUGCGAAUUUAUUAAUGCUAGCCAAAGGCGGAUCUAUCAACGAAGUGUAUACAUUCACGAAGGCUUGUCUCAGGAACUGAAAGGACAGUUUACUAUUACGGAAAAAGGCAUCAGCGUUCCAGAAUUACCGGUGAAAAUCUUGAAAAAACCUCAGCCAUUUUAUAAAGCCAUAACAAUUCGAUGUUCUAUCUAUAGCGUAGAAGACAAAUUUCUGAAAGUUAGUCUAAUGAAAGAAUUAACAAGUGCACCGCCAAAAGGAAUAUGCAUCGAGGAAAAUGAGAGAACGAUGACAUUCGGGAAAGAAGAUAUUAGUCGAUCUUCGUUUAUUAUAGAGGGUCUACUGUGGGAAAUAGUCAACAGUAAACUGUUCAGAAACAUAAUGCAAGACAUUUUACGGGAAGAAUCGAAUUUAUUUUACUCGCAAUUUAGAAUGAAUUUGUAUGAAAGAAAGAGAUUGAUACAGAGAUCGUACAUUUCACCGCCGCGAGCGUUAAUUAAUCGUAUACUCGAAGAGAUGUUAUUCGUCAUAAUGCACGAAGAAUUCGCUUUAAAGACUGCACAUUUAAUUCAACACACAGAUAUUAGACACAUAGACUACUUAAACAAGGUACCUAGCGUGAGCAGGAAAAAGAUAAUUAGACGAGAAACAUCGUUGCUACGAGACAAAUCCCCUUCUAUGAUAUCAGAAUUAGUCCCCUCAUCCAAAAUAUCCUUCGCCAUAUAAUUAUAUACAAUACAAUCGC
Messenger RNA from Mycetomoellerius zeteki, 4094 nucleotides. Its product is annotated as coiled-coil domain-containing protein 108. NCBI's taxonomy places the organism in Eukaryota, Metazoa, Arthropoda, Insecta, Hymenoptera, Formicidae. The record is from RefSeq and is a predicted model, not a curated record.